Messenger RNA from Magnolia sinica, 1848 nucleotides. RefSeq names its product laccase-7. The record is from RefSeq and is a predicted model, not a curated record. Gene Ontology annotation, cellular component: apoplast. Gene Ontology annotation, biological process: lignin catabolic process. The transcript has 6 exons. Lineage: Eukaryota; Viridiplantae; Streptophyta; Magnoliopsida; Magnoliales; Magnoliaceae. Bases 142 to 1842 code for a protein of 566 amino acids. Gene Ontology annotation, molecular function: copper ion binding; hydroquinone:oxygen oxidoreductase activity.
UUUGGCAAUUCCAGAUAAGAUCAUACACCGAGACAUCGUGUAUACGCCUUGCAUGCACGUUGUGGGAAGGUCCCAUAUACACGUGCAUAUAAAAAUAGAGCUUCUCCUCCCUUCAUUUCUUUGUCCCUUGUGUGCAAGAACAUGGCACGUCCCUCGUUCUUGCUCGCAUUCGCACUCGUUCUCCUCGCCUCCGUCGCCUCUGCGAAAAUCGUCGAGCACACAUUCAAUGUGGGUAAUCUAACAGUCCAGCCACUGUGCGAACAACGAGUCAUCGUCGCCGUUAACGAACGACUUCCUGGCCCGAUCAUACACGUGCGUGAGGGCGACACGCUCAUCGUUCAUGUCUACAACGAGUCCCCAUACAACAUUACAAUCCACUGGCAUGGGAUAUUUCAGCUACUCAGCGGGUGGGCCGACGGACCGAGUUACGUGACUCAGUGUCCGAUUGUUCCAGGGAAUCAUUACACUUAUAAGUUCAACAUCACUGGGCAGGAAGGAACCCUUUGGUGGCACGGCCACGUGGCAUGGCUCCGCGCUACUGUCUAUGGGGCCCUGAUCAUCCGGCCCAGAGCCGGUCGAUCCUAUCCGUUCCCUAAACCCCAUAGGGAAUUCCCCAUCAUUCUAGGUGAAUGGUGGGACGCCAACGUGGUGGAUGUAGAGAAUCAGGCCCUACUCACUGGGGCCCCACCGAAUAACUCGAAUGCAUUCACCAUCAAUGGACGGCCCGGCGACCUCCUCCCUUGUGCCAAGAAACACACACACAAGCUGAAGGUGGUCUAUGGCAAUACCUACAUGUUGCGAAUCAUCAACGCUGCCCUCAAUAACCAGCUCUUCUUCAAGGUGGCCGGCCACGAUCUGACGGUCGUCGCCGUCGACGCCUCCUACACCGAACCCUACCUCACCGACGUCGUCGUCCUGGCUCCCGGCCAGACCACCGACGUCCUCCUCCUCGCCAACCGCCCGCUGGGCCGUUACUACAUUGCGGCCCACCCGUACGUCAGCGUUCCUGCUUCAGUACCGUUCCCGUUCGAUAACACAACCACCACCGCGAUCCUCCAAUACAUGAACGCCACGUCAUCGGGCCCACCCCAGAUGCCAGCCCUACCAGAAUUCCAUGACACCCCAACGGCCCACAAGUUCUAUUCAAACCUAACGGGCCUGGUCUUGAAUGAGGCCGACAUAGUCCCGCUCCACGUGGACGAGAACAUGUUCAUAACCUUCGGGCUGGGCCUCGUACCCUGCGAUUUGAAGAAUGCCACGUGUCAGGGACCCAAUGGGAUGAAAUUUGCAGCGAGCAUGAACAACGUGUCAUUCCAGCUGCCGUCCACGUUGUCAAUGCUGCAGGCGCACUUUUUCGACAUACAGGGUAUUUACACCGAUGAUUUUCCGUCCAACCCACCGCUCGUCUUUGACUACACGAACUCGAAUCAGAGCGCGUUGGUGUCGACUACCGUCAAGGAUACACGUGCGAAGAAGCUGGCGUACAACUCGACGGUGGAGAUAGUUCUGCAGAACACGGCGAUCGUGGCGAUUGAGAACCACCCCAUCCAUCUGCACGGGUUCAAUUUCUUCGUGCUCGCGCAGGGGUUCGGGAAUUUCGACCGUGCGCGGGACCAGGAAAAGUUCAAUUUGGUGAACCCGCAGAAGCGGAACACCAUAGCCGUGCCCGUCGGUGGAUGGGCUGUCAUCAGAUUCCGGGCCGAUAAUCCAGGUGUAUGGCUGAUGCACUGCCACCUCGACGUCCACCUUCCGUGGGGCCUAGCUACCACUUUUGAGGUGGAGAAUGGGCCCACACCUUCAUCCACUCUCCCUCCACCUCCCAUAGAUCUCCCUCGCUGUUGAUUUUUU